GCCGCGCACGCGCAGCGGCGGCGGCGCGCGGCGGGUAUUUUGCUGCGUCACCAGCGCUGGGCGCCGCCGCUGCCGCGCGCGGGGCAUUGUGGGACGAGGCCGCCCCGAGCUGCCGCCGCCGCCGCCGGAGCCACGGCCCUGCCCAGCGCCGCCGCCGCCCAGAGCCGCCCCCGCCCCUCCCGCAGCCGGGCCCCGUCUCCAGCAGCGCCAGCCGGAGCCGCCGCCGUUCGCCAUGCAGCCCAGCCCCGCCUCCGCCAAGUGGUACGACCGCAGGGACUACGUCUUCGUCGAGUUCUGCGUUGAGGACAGUAAAGAUGUUCAUGUAAAUUUUGAAAAAUCCAAACUGUCGUUCAGUUGUCUUGGAGGAAGUGAUAACUUUAAACAUUUAAACGAAAUCGACCUUUUUAAUAAUAUUGAUCCAAAUGAGUCAAAGCAUAAAAGAACAGACAGAUCCAUCCUCUGCUGUUUACGAAAAGGCGAAUCGGGGCAGGCGUGGCCACGGUUAACAAAAGAGCGGGCGAAGCUCAACUGGCUCAGCGUGGACUUCAACAACUGGAAAGACUGGGAGGACGAUUCAGAUGAGGACAUGUCCAACUUUGAUCGCUUUUCCGAGAUGAUGAACAACAUGGGUGGUGACGACGAUGUAGACUUGCCAGAAGUAGACGGGGCAGAUGAUGACUCACCAGACAGUGAUGAUGAAAAAAUGCCAGAUCUGGAGUAAGGAAAAUGUCUUCAGGGUUUGGGGAAAGAACUUGUUCAUCACCACAUUUCAUAAUCGCGAUAAGAAUUCCUGAGUUGAUAGAGCCCUCCAGGGAGAUCCCGCCUCCCUUUCCCCAUUUUCAGUCCGUGUCCAAUGGGCGGUGUGUGCCGGGCGGGGUGGGUGCAGCCCCCAGAGGCAAUAACGUUCUGCAUGAACCAUUUUCCAGACUUCCAACCCCCCCGGUGAGGUGUAGGCCCCCAAUAGCUCACUCGCAAUAAAGCUCCCGGCCCCUC
Messenger RNA from Apus apus (common swift), 993 nucleotides. RefSeq names its product prostaglandin E synthase 3 (gene PTGES3). The record is from RefSeq and is a predicted model, not a curated record. The transcript has 8 exons. NCBI's taxonomy places the organism in Eukaryota, Metazoa, Chordata, Aves, Apodiformes, Apodidae. The coding region runs from base 233 to 721 and encodes 162 amino acids. Gene Ontology annotation, cellular component: nucleus; cytosol. Gene Ontology annotation, molecular function: protein-folding chaperone binding; prostaglandin-E synthase activity; Hsp90 protein binding. Gene Ontology annotation, biological process: telomerase holoenzyme complex assembly; telomere maintenance via telomerase; protein folding.